GCUUCAAAAGGAGAAAGUUAUAUACCAAAUAAAGAUUUCAAAUGUACUAUUCGACUACUUGACGACACUGAAACUUUAACAUACGAAUUCACGCUAUUAUUGACCAGUAUUCUGAAUUUAAGUUUGAUCUCUUCAAAAUUAAAAACUGAUAUCUGAAUAUUUUAAUGGGCAUGACUAAAUACGCACCCCCAAAAUCUACGCAACCCCGAAAUCUACGCGCACCCUAUCAAAGAAAAUUCUACUGUGGGACAAAAUGUGCUGGACUACGUGGGUCAAAAGCUGGAAUUGUCGGAAAAGGAUUAUUUCGGGCUCAGGUUCAUGGAAAACAACAAGCAAAGGCACUGGCUUCAUCCCAUCAAACUAUUGGUCCGACAAUUUAAAAAUGUGAGUCCGUACGUUUUGUGCUUCCGGGUCAGGUUCUACCCGCCUCACCCAGACUUAUUGCAAGAGGACAUAGCAAAGUAUUACCUUUUUUCACAGCUGAGACGAGAUAUGCUGCACGGACGAUUAUUCACUCACAACGACGAUGGACCGCUACUGGCGGCUUACAUUUUGCAAUCCGAAUUAGGUGAUUUCGAUCCGGAAGAGAUGAGUGCUAACUAUGUUUCCCAUCACAGAUUGCUCAUGAAACAAACUCCAAAAAUCGAAGAAAAAAUUGCCAAUUUCCACAAAACCUUAAGAGGUCAAGUUCCUUCCGUCGCCGAAUUGUAUUUCCUGAAGAAAGCAUCUCAACUGGAGACCUAUGGUGUUGACCCAUAUCCCGUUAAGGACCAAAAAGGUAAUCACAUGUACCUGGGAAUCAAUCACUCCGGCAUCAUGACGUUUCAGAACAACAACAAAGUUCAUCAUUUCAAAUGGAACGAAAUCCGUAAAAUAGAAUUUGACGGUAAGAUGUUGGUGAUUCAUUUGCUUAUAGACGAAAAGAAACACGUUGUAGGUUUCAAAUGCCCGACUCAAUCAUCUUGCAAGCACAUAUGGAAAUGCGCCAUUGAACAUCGAGAUUUUUUUCAACUUAAAAGUUCUCGGGAUAUCAAACCUCACCAUUCUGGCGGCAGCUUAUUUGCCAGGGGAUCUAAAUACCGUUACAGCGGAAGGGUCGAAAGAGAAAUUCUGAACGAUACAAGCAUUUUGACUCCAGGGAAAGCGAGCCAUCACGUCAUGAGAAAAUCCUCUCUCAGAGAUUUUCCUCGUAAAAAAGGCGGCACUUAUUUUUCGGAUAAAGCCAAACCGGUAACCUACCAUUCACCUAAAAUUCAGCAUUCUAAUAACAUCACCCAUAAUGUCAGUAAAGUAUCUAGGAAUAGUUUGAUCAACAACUCCCCUAAAGAUCCUAAUGAUUCUAGUUUAAUGGAUAAAGGUAGUUCCACCAAUUGGAUGCCUACAUCUCGAACUCCCCCUGGAGUUAUUCAACCCCCUCUUGGAGAAGAUAGUAAUAAUAUACAUUUUACCGUUGCGGAUGGCUUAACUGCCACGCCACCUCGCCCCUCAGCCGCUCCUACUAAUUACUCUCCCCAAAAAUUACCUGCUUAUUCCCCUUCUCAGUCAUCUCAACGAGAAGUUUUAAACGCAACAAGAAUAAGAUACAGCGGCACAAACGGUAAACUAACCUCCCCGCCCAGACCCCCUCCCCCAAUUACAACAUUCCCCAGUUCUCACGACACUUCUCUAGAUUCAAACAAAAACAUAUCCUUCGAAUCGAAUGACGGGGUCGACGAUUCCUCCUCUUUUUACGAUAAAAACCCUGUCUUCCGAUCCUAUCUACUUACAUCUUCACCUUUGAGCGGUAAAAGUCCAGCCAAUAAAUUCCGCGAUUCUCCAAUGCCAAACGAUUAUGGCUCUGAGCCAAAGUAUCACGAGAAAUUAGUCAACCUGCACCCUUCUUCCUUGGUAGAAGAUAGCGUAGGUGGUGACUUUUACAAGACCGUUUUGUCGAAUAGAAGCGGAAUCGGUGGUAGUGGGGACGAUACUAAGGAUACUUUUGCCAACGACAGAAGAGAAAACGGGUAUCCAGAAAGACCGUUAACUACACCGCCGAAAAAUACGUUUGGUGCAAUCGGAGUAGAGAAAUUAAAUGACCAAAUUUACGUUGAAGAUAAAGAGUAUUCCCUUCUCACAAAACAACACGAGUGCAAUGGUGACGCUCUCCUGACUAGGGCUAAUAUGGAAAUACACAAACUUCAAAGCGAAAAAAUUAAUCAUUUAUCAGGGCCCGACUCUAAGCUCAACCUCACCAAUCGGAGCAUUGCUCAAUCGCCUUCUCCAGGGUUAGUUAAUCGAUCCAAGUUUUUCUCUUCGAAAUCGGCGAACGGCGGUAUUAACAUCUUUUUCGACAAAUUGUUUUUGCGGAAUCGGUUCUCCGGCAAAAAGGUUAGAAACGUGUCUUUCGAAGAAUCCAACGAUAGUAAGAACCUCCAUGGUAAAAAAAGUAGCCGCCCUAACAAAGUGUCCAAACCUGCCCCAUUCUCUAAUGACCCGGGCACCUUUUCUAAACUGGUUCUAGUGAUUUUACUUCUGGCCCUAUUAUUCCUCGCUUUCGUGUUACUCAUGGAAAGUAGCAACCCAAAUGCACUUUACUUGUACAAAAAAUAUCCUCAAUUGAGGCGAUUUAAACACGAAAAUUAUGGCACUCUUAAACGACAUUUUUUGAAAACUUGGCAAUCGAUUUGUGAUUUAAGACGAUGAGAAAAUAUUUUUCGAUUUUUUUUACCACAAAAUUAGAAAUAAUUUUUUUUAAUGAAAUUUAGCAUUUUAUAUAUUAACAAUUUGAAAUGUUUGUUAGUUAUUUGGAAGAAAAAAUGGGUUCGUAUAUCUUUAGUUCAAAAUUGAAUUGUUAAAGAGGUUUUUUUCGAAUAUUUUUUUGUUUUUAAUCUUUAAUUUGUAUUUGGCUUUCGUUUAUGAGGUCUGGUCCUAGUUCCCUUCUUCAACGCUGUGUUUAAAAUACUUGCAAUGCAACAAAUAAAGCAUUUUAAACACAGCGCCAAAGAAGAGGAUCAGGCUUGGAUAGGGAAUUUGUAUGAAAUAUUUCAAAAAAUUCCUUAUAAAAUCCGGUGAUAUCAAUAAUGUAUUUAUCAUAUUUUAAACUGAUACAUUGAUUGUAUUUUGUUAUUAGAUGUAAAUGUUUUCCAUUUAAAAUAUAAUGAUUUAAGUAUUAUAUAGUAUAGCCUCCAUUCCUACCUAUUUGAAGCAUAGACUUAAAUAUAUUUUAUAGAAGGUAUUAUGUCGAACAUCUUUAUGUAUUUAAAGAGGAAUAUAAUUAUUUUACACAUUCUUUUUAUCUAUUAUAUUGAAAUCGCUUUUAUAUUUUUUUUAAAACCCGUUUUUUUGAUCGCCCUAUAAAUUCUUUUGAAUAAAAUUUAUUGUGGUAUUAAAAAAAAUUUGAAAACUUCAGCCACAUUUUAUUAAAUAAAUUUUUUUUAAUGUAAAUAUCUUUUUUAUGUUAUAUUUCACCUAAAAUUUUGGUCUACCGUUAAUUAAUUCAAGAAAAAUAUUAUAUAAAUUAAUACAUUGUAUCAGACAUUAGGGGAAAUUGUUAUGCUGAAAGGGAAUUGAACCAAAUUUUUGGAUUAUUUGACCAGGCAAAAACUUUAUCUGAGACAAUAACUAGAUGCUAAUUAUGAAUCGUU
This is a messenger RNA of Gordionus sp. m RMFG-2023, 3623 nucleotides long. RefSeq names its product band 4.1-like protein 4A. Gene Ontology annotation, molecular function: cytoskeletal protein binding. Gene Ontology annotation, cellular component: cytoskeleton. Lineage: Eukaryota; Metazoa; Nematomorpha; Gordioida; Chordodea; Parachordodidae. The record is from RefSeq and is a predicted model, not a curated record. Bases 319 to 2682 code for a protein of 787 amino acids. The transcript has 17 exons.